Lymnaea stagnalis (great pond snail) is the source of this 977-nucleotide messenger RNA. The record is from the annotation of a GenBank genome assembly. NCBI's taxonomy places the organism in Eukaryota, Metazoa, Mollusca, Gastropoda, Lymnaeidae.
CAGGAGAUUGUUGACCUUGUCCAAGACCGUAUAAGGAAACUGGCCGAGAUGUGCACUGGACUCCAGGGUUUCCUGCUCUUCCACAGUUUCGGUGGUGGGACUGGUUCAGGAUUUACUUCCCUUCUCAUGGAGAAACUCAGCGUGGAUUACGGGAAGAAGUCUAAACUUGAAUUCUCCAUCUACCCGGCCCCACAGGUGACAGCUUUUUUUAUUCUCUUACCGACCCCUAACUGAGACAUUCUCAAUCGUUUUAAGUUAGGACCGACAGUGGUUUGCUUGCCUAUUCUGCAACAAUAUUUAACUCUACAGUAAAUCAAUAGUAUAAGAUAUAGGACUACCUCUCCGGUACCUAAUCUGGCUUGAUUAUACAGUACCGGUUUAUUAUUACAAAAAGAUAGACUGUAUCCUUUUGUAAUAAUAAUAAUGUGUCAUAUAGGCUUAACUGACUGCCUAAACUGGCUUGCUUAUACAGAAUUAUGCAAGCUCGUUGAAAUAACUGACGAACUUCUACGAAAUGCCCUCCCAUUUCCUAUGCAGUUAUCUCAGUUCAGUAUCACUUAUAUCAGCAUCGUAGUUAGUAGUAGUUAGCUUUUUAUUAAAUUGUAGAACAUUAAAAUUAGAUUUAAUCUGAAAGUAAACCUUUCGACUCUUUUCGGGCACCCGGUAUCUAGGUCUCGACUGCAGUUGUCGAACCGUACAACUCAAUCCUGACUACGCACACAACCCUCGAGCAUUCGGACUGCGCAUUUAUGGUGGACAAUGAGGCCAUCUACGACAUCUGCAGGCGUAACCUUGACAUUGGUCGACCUUCUUACACCAACCUCAAUCGGCUGAUUGGGCAAAUUGUGUCCUCCAUCACGGCGUCUCUUAGAUUUGAUGGGGCCCUGAACGUCGAUCUGACAGAAUUUCAAGUGAGUAUGGCGUGUUUCAGCCUGGUUUCAGAAUUUGGCAAAAUGUUUUAUAUACCGGUACCGUAA